UCAAGUUCUCCACACGAUACAUCAUCUGCAGGAAUCAUGCUCUCAAAUAUACCAGGCACCUGCUGCCAGGAUAUACUGAGUCGGCAUCGCGUCUAGGGAGCAGUUGAGUGCGCACAGCUCGUAAGUACACAGGCUGCAUCCUGCAAUCCAAAGGCAAUCAGAGAUUGACCAACCCCUCUGUUCUCCAGGUUUGGCUGCAAUGUUGUUCACUAGAACCCCAAGAGUCACGCGCCUGUCCGAAAAGAGCAAAUCACGAUAUCGACGACCUCGACACGACACUGCAAAGGAAACGAAAGCGCCAAGGCCAAAGUCCAAAUCAACACAAAUCGACGGGGGCUGGAAAGACACUCAGUGUCUUGACUCGCAAUUAUUACGAGUUUGCUGCUUGCUAGAUAGGGGAUGGGUUGAAGGCGCACGCGGAAUGAUCCGGGCCCCUGAACGGAGAGACAUCGUGAAACAUCGGCGCUACGCCGUGGCUGGCGCGUCCAGGAUCAAAGCGCGUCCGCGCAACCUCAGCCCUCCCAUCAAAAACACGGAAAAGACAAAUCACAAACAGGACGCCAUCAAACAGGACACAGACAAGGUGAGGUUGAAGUAUGUUUUCAUGUCUAUAUGCUUAUAUCCAAAAUUCUGGGGCCAAAGUAUCCCUAAUAUAUACGUCGAAGUGGAGUAUGAACAAACGAGUGUAAAGGGAGCCGAAACUCCCAAAGGGUAUAAAUCCCAUAACGGACCCCCCUUUGCUUUCCCUUUCCUUUUCCUUGGUGCCUUGCAAAGCCGUCAUAAAGUCAUUGAACGUCGCAGCACGCAGGCGGCGCAGACGUAGCCCAUCCAAUAAUUGUCCGAAAACUCCUGAUU
Messenger RNA from Hyaloscypha bicolor E, 855 nucleotides. RefSeq lists its product as uncharacterized. The transcript has a single exon. The record is from RefSeq and is a predicted model, not a curated record. The coding region runs from base 200 to 823 and encodes 207 amino acids. NCBI's taxonomy places the organism in Eukaryota, Fungi, Ascomycota, Leotiomycetes, Helotiales, Hyaloscyphaceae.